UGCGCCCCACUGCGCCCGAAGCAGGCUGGGUGGGCUGAGGGCGCUGAGUGAGAAUCAGUGAGAGUACAACAUCCGGUGUCAGCAUCUGCUGUGUUUCGCUAUCUUUUCUUUAGUUUGUGACAUAUUGGAGUCUUCUUUCUGAAACAACCUUAAAUGUUUCUUUUUGUGUGGCGUCGUGGCCUCUGAAAAAAGGAGAAAGCGGCGGGCGUAGGCUGCGACGCUAGAUUCUUUUGUUGAAAGGGAGCGACCGACAUGGCCAGAGAAUAUGACCACCUCUUCAAAUUACUGAUAAUAGGCGACAGUGGAGUCGGAAAGAGUUCCUUGCUUUUGAGGUUUGCAGACAACACCUUUUCUGGGAGCUAUAUAACAACCAUUGGUGUUGAUUUCAAGAUACGAACUGUAGAAAUUGACGGUGAAAGAGUGAAAUUGCAGAUUUGGGAUACAGCUGGACAAGAAAGGUUUCGCACUAUAACGUCAACUUAUUACAGAGGAACGCACGGUGUUAUUAUUGUUUAUGAUGUCACAAGUGGGGAUUCAUUUGCCAAUGUCAAAAGGUGGCUUCACGAAAUUGAACAAAACUGUGAUGUUGUCAACAAAAUAUUGGUUGGAAACAAGAAUGAUGCUCCAGACAGAAAAGUUGUCUUGACAGAAGAUGCACAGCGGUUUGCAAGUCAGAUGAAUGUACAGUUGUUUGAAACUAGUGCCAAAGAUAACAUCAAUGUCGAAGAGAUGUUCAUGGCAAUAACCCGGCAAGUGCUGCGCACCAAAAAGGAACGCAAGGAACGACAGGCAAUUCACAGCAACGAAACAGUCAACUUGCGUAAAUCCAAUAAGCAGAGCAAGAAGAAGUGCUGUUAACAUUACAGUCUGUCAGAGGCAGCCUUGCCAGCCCCCAUCAUUCAGCCCUUCCAUGUACUGCAAGCAUAAAUAACCAUUGACAGGUCAUGUGCUUCAAGCAGGAGAACUUUCAUAUGAGACUGAACAAAUCAACACACUCCUGAUUCGGCUGCAAUUUUGAAGCAUAUUGCUGUCACUGUCCAUAUAGGACCUCAGUGUUUUUUGAGUGUGGGUGUCUAGCGUGUGUGAUUGAAAAUAGUUAUGGAAAACAUUGGUUGCAGCUCCAGAAAUAUUUUGGUGUUGUGCAGUUUGCCAUAAGUGUGAAAGAACUUGUUCAAUAAGCAUUGGGACCUUGUGUAUUUUCGUAAUAACGCUUUACGUAAAUAGCUUAUUUUGCUUGCCUAGAAAUUCAGUUUCUCUAUUGAAUGGAUGAAGGAUUAAUAUGAACGCAUUAAAAUGUAUAUUAUGGAGACAAGCCAGCUGUAUAAAGUGUAGAGCAUUGAAUACUUGGGGACCAGGCACCAGCUAGCCAGUGUCACCGCCCAGCGCCGACUUGAGUGCAGGAAACCUGUCCCAUUCCAUUCUCAUCUAGCCAGCUCUCCUGCCAGUAGUGUAAAUAGUGACAUGUUGGAAAUGGCAUUAUAGAUGAAAAGUAUGUAUUCAUGGAUUUCUUUGAGGAAUAUUUUGCAUUAUUCCACAUCGAAAGAAGGUAUUUAUUGUACCUUAUACUCUGUUUCUGCCUUUGCAUCUUCAACAUGUAAAUUUGUAAAGGUGGUUCGCUAACAUUGCAGAUGCAUUUGUUUUGUUAGAGCACUGGAUGUCCCAAAAUUAGUAUUUCAAAGCAAAUUAAAUUUAUGAUCUUUUCUUGGGGAGAAGAAAUUGUGCAUGAAAAUAGAUGCAAACCAAAACAAGAUAUAGUGAUAUUAGAAAACGUUAAGGCAAAGUGUAUAUUAUAUAAUUGUGAAGUAAUGAGGAUUUGUCAGGUGUAAAUUUUGUAUGAAUGUAGAUGUUGCCUGCUAAAGGGCUUCACAUGCAUUAUUCUGUAUAUUAAAGCUGUAUUUGAUAUGGAUUAAAAAGGAAAUUAGAAUGUUAAAUGAAGUUGUAAUAAACAAAAACUUGGUUACAUACUCAGUAAAUGGUAAAGAAUUUUGGUUGCAUGCUUCCUUUACAUCAUAGUGAAACUAUGUCCAUCCAAUAUUUUGUAAAGUCGUAGGACAAAUCAGGUGUAUGAAAUCAGAUGUACCGUAAUAUUACAUGUUUGAUGAGAAGAAACAGUGGAAAUGAUAUUGAAAAAUUUGAUAUAAAGUACUUGAAUGUGCGGUGCACUUAUGUCAGUCUUCCUUGGUUGAAGUGACUAAAUGAUAUAUAUACUUCAAGAACUGUUUGCAGAAUUUGCACUAUGAAAGAAAUACUAUUCUUGCAAACUAGUUGAUUUCCAAGGGAAUUUCAUGUAACCCGUGGAAUUGCAGCAGUGGCAGCAAUUGUUCACUGCUAAAAUUGUGUAAAACACAUUGUCCUCCCCUGAGAAUGAGGCUUUAACUUACUCAGGUGUUCUUCAUGAAUGUACUUGCUUCCACGAAUUUUUCUAGCGGUAACUUUAUUAACACUAGGGCUUGGAGAGCUGGCCACAUUCCAUAUGGAUCUAGCCAAUGUAUCAGUGUAUUUUAUGACCACUUGCUGUAUAGAAUAAAACUUGUGUAUAAGAAAAAAAUAACUUACCUUUAUGACAAGGAACAUUGAUUCUACACCUUACUGCAAUGGCCGUCUCAUUUCUUGGAAGAUAAUUACCUUUUCUCCCAUUUGUUACUGCUUUUUCACGUUUGUAAAAAAAUGUCCUUUCUCUUGUAGCCAACUUCGACUGCAUGUAUUUGAAGGGAGGAAGUUAACAUUUCACCAUGUAUUAUGAAGACAAUUGUGGCAUUUCCUUACUAAUUUCAAAUGGCACUUGCUUCUGAAUUCUUGGAAUGGGAAUAAAAUAUAAUUAGAAUUGUGAAUAUUGAAUUCUAUAUUUGGUCCAGCAAGGCCUAACUGUGUACAAAAUCAGACUUUAAAAAUACAUCUUAUAAUGGUACUUCAGACAAUAACUGAUAGACAUUUUGGUUUUUGAAACUAUUACCUACAGUGUCUGCCCUGCUAUAUCAUUUUAAAACUGACCACUUUUUUCAUUCAUCCC
Gryllus bimaculatus (two-spotted cricket) is the source of this 3010-nucleotide messenger RNA. The record is from the annotation of a GenBank genome assembly. NCBI's taxonomy places the organism in Eukaryota, Metazoa, Arthropoda, Insecta, Orthoptera, Gryllidae.